CGAGAGAGAAAAGGCUCGAGUGAUCGGCAUAGAGGCGCUGCGACAUAUCAACACAGGAUGCGCGCACAAGGACGUUUGUAAAAAGGCUUCCUCGUGAGCACUCAGCUAUCUCUACAUUGCCAGAAGCACCCUGUCAUUCAGUGUUCGUGAAAGCCUCUAACCAAAAUGACUCGCUUCUUCCUCGUCGCUUGUGCCGUGUCCUUUAUCGGGAAAGCAGUUGGGAUAACUCACGAGAGCACGAAGAAGCUGAAAGACACUCUCUUGCAGGACUACGACUCCCUCGUUCCACCAAUACCGAGCGAUGGGAAACCGGUCUCCGUCAGACUGGGGGUAGUCGUCAUCAGCUUUCGCAGGGACGACCUGAAAGGCGAGGCGAUCUGGCACCUCUGGUUGCGCUCAGUGAGUUCAGACACAUUCACCUCCUUCACAAAAGCCCACCUGCCAAGCGGAUUUGGAAUCAGGUGGAACCUUAGCGUAUUUCCACCUGUUGAAGCGAUGCUCACCUGGUUAAAAAGUCACCCGGGGGAACAUCCACCUGGCUCGAGAAGAACGUGUGCGAAUGACCAGGUGGAUUUCCAUUGGGUGGGACAUCCACCUGGUUUCAAAUCCACCUCCUAUCCACCUGGUCUUUCAGCCAGGUGGAUGCAGAAGUGGAACGACGAGCGAUUGAUGUGGGAACCCUCGGAUCACUCCAACAUCAGCACGCUGAGAAUGCCUUCCGAUAAAGUCUGGAUCCCCGACAUCACGCCUUAUAACGAGUUGAAGAUCCUGGAGAUGACGACUCGCGAUGUUCUGGACCUGGUCGUAGACACAUCUAGCAGGAAUUCUCUGAAGACGAAAAUCCUCUUCGCUCGAUUCAUCUCCGACAUCCGGGAGUCUUCCGGGCCAGACAAGCUCGGAUUGGAUGGGUCGCGGCCGGAUGCGCCGGACGAACGAAUACUCGCUCACGGGAAGAAGAUUCAGGCUUUAUUUUUUGCCCUCAAUUUUUUUUUCGUGGCCUUCUUUGCAGAAGAAAGUGCAUUUACGAUGAAGCCCUGA
Messenger RNA from Darwinula stevensoni, 1038 nucleotides. The record is from the annotation of a GenBank genome assembly. Lineage: Eukaryota; Metazoa; Arthropoda; Ostracoda; Podocopida; Darwinulidae.